Molecule: messenger RNA, 348 nt
Organism: Sphenostylis stenocarpa
Lineage: Eukaryota; Viridiplantae; Streptophyta; Magnoliopsida; Fabales; Fabaceae
Source: the annotation of a GenBank genome assembly
AUGAGUGUGAAACUGAGAGAGUUGAGACUUAACUGUGGUUUUGGUUUUAGCUCUGUGGAAAUAUGGCCUAUCAUAGAUGUUGAAGCAGGAUUAGUGGGGGAAAUUGUGACAGGAUUGGUGGAAGGAACUUUGAUGAUGGUUGACAUCAGUGUAGGUGUGAGACUGGUGUUACUUACCCUCUCCUUACAAAAACAAUUAAGUGCUAAUGAUUUUUCUUCAAGAGAUGGGUCAAAGGUGCCCGUUGCUUAUAAGGGCUUUCCAGGAGCAUAUUCUGAGGAUGCAGCUUUGGAAGCAUAUCCAAAAUUGGAGGGCUUAAUAUUAAAAUCAAUUAAAUCUCAUUCAAGUUAA